AUGUUGGCGCUCAAGUCUAUGCGGCCUUCCGACUUCUUUUAUCCAAACGAGCCCCGGCCGAUAGCCAAGGAACUUCCAUCCGAGAUCUUGGACAUCAUUGCAAGACACGUCCUUCAGGAUGGCCUUGGUCAAUUCGACAGUCUGAUCUCCUUUGCUUCAGUUUCCAACCACUUUCGCCAAUCCGCACUACCUCUACUUUACAAUACCGUCUCCCACAUUGUGCGAGACCGCCUGGACCAAGCCGAAGGCGGUUUGCUUCGGCGCCUUGUCAAUCAUGACCAUCUCCUCUGUCACGUGCGCUCUCUGCAUCUCAGGAGACCCGUGGACAUCAAAGGCUUUAUACCUCCUCAAGACCAGAACCUUGCAGCCAGCCUGACUGAGACGUACCGCGCCUUGGACUUGCGAGUCAUUCGUGAAACUCUUCUGGCAAUGCCUCGACUCCAGCAGAUCAGGUUGGAUUGCUCGGCAGAUGCUGCUCAUCAUGUCCUGAAGAUGUUACCACAGGAUCGCACAUAUGAAGUCAUUCUUGACCGAGUCUAUUCAUCAUCUCAGUGGCCAAGUCUGGUCGAAGCCACAGUCGAUCUUGCACUGAUAGCACCGUGUCACAAAGUCAGUCUAGGCGCGUUUGGUAGCCCACCAACAGGGAAGACCAUAACCAGCCAGGCAACCUACGAUGCAAUCUCAAGGGCCAAUGCCAUAGACCUCCACAUGGCUUGGCUGCUUUCACCACAUCAAGCGUCCCCAGAGUUCUUCCCGAACCAUCCCUUUGGCCCUGGCAUGCGGGAUCCAGCCGCAUGGGAUGAGCUCCGCCUUCUUGUACGGCGAGCUGAUGGAACCUCUCGCCAAUCUCUCCAUGAUCUUGAUGCCAGCAUUCCUUGGGGCAAUCUAAGACGUUUAUCCAUCAUCUGGGAGUAUUCAGUACCUAUGAAUCAGUUCAUCCAUGAUAUCUCAACACAUCUCACCAGACUCGAAGCACUCCGCCUGCGUGCAGACCAUCGUAGACUGUAUCACCCACUUUGCAAAUACGAGGUUCCCAUAUCAGGGCUCUUUGCUGAUGUUCCUCAUGUUCCUGAGUUUGAGAUCAAUUUCACCCAGAUGACACACCUACGCGAACUCGAGAUCGAUGGCAUAUGCAAUCAUGUUCCCAUCCAGGGAUUAGUAGGUCCUGGACUCAGAAGCUUUCGACUCCAUCGCGAGGACGCAUGGUGGUCAGUUUACAGCGCAGAGAGUCAGAGGACCCCAGCCGAUAUUGCCGUCGCUGCCAAGUUAGCACCAAAUCUUGAGCGGCUCGAAUUGGACAUUGGCUAUAUCGAUACCUUGUGGCAUCCAACCGCGAUUCCCGGUGUCGAUGUCGAUGUUGAACAGUACUCUUUCUUGGACGCAAUAUGCAAAUUCCGAAAGUUGAAAUUCCUUCGCCUGUUCCCACCGUUUGUCCCCAAGAACACUCCACGAUUUAGUCCCCGAGCUCCACAUUGUCUUCCAGUUUCGGAUGAUCAAGCAAUUCGACUGUUUGAGCAUCUGCGACGCAAAUGUCAGUCGCUGCAAAUAUUGUCAAUUGCUGCCGUUCCGUCAUUCGUCGACAUCGAUACCAUGUGUUGGGAAGUCAGACGGAAGGGCGAGAAGACGAUUUUGACGACUAAACAUCGCGAAAGGAAUUACCAACACCGACAAAUCUGGGUUGGCCAACGGAGAUUGACUAGUGAGAUCAAAAGGUUCACAACACCACAGAAAUACUUGACUGACUCUGAUUCAUGGGUCCUCACCCGAAAUGAUGUACAUGACAUCCGAUGA
Molecule: messenger RNA, 1791 nt
Organism: Exophiala bonariae
Lineage: Eukaryota; Fungi; Ascomycota; Eurotiomycetes; Chaetothyriales; Herpotrichiellaceae
Exons: 2
Coding region: 1-1791 (596 amino acids)
Source: RefSeq, a predicted model, not a curated record